This is a messenger RNA of Triticum turgidum subsp. durum (durum wheat), 216 nucleotides long. The record is from the annotation of a GenBank genome assembly. NCBI's taxonomy places the organism in Eukaryota, Viridiplantae, Streptophyta, Magnoliopsida, Poales, Poaceae.
AUGGCUCCUUCGUGCAAGAGCUCCUUCGGCUACAAUGGAAGGCGACGGUGGCCGUCCGACAGCUACGGCGCGGUGUUCCAGCACACCGACAACCAGUAUUGGCUCGACACUUUCACGUUGGCCAACAUUGUCGCCCGUGCGUACGAUGUCGCAGUGUGGAGUCUUGCCCCCUGCUCGAAGCUCAGCCUGGAGAGUGGGACUUGGGCGGAUGUGUAG